GUUUGACGAUUGACAUAGUCACCAUACAGCAGCUGAAGUACAGACUUUUCUGAUCUGAGUCAAGUUGAGCAAAGGUUUACAAAUACAAUGAUCCUUUAAUUUUUAGCUUUUGCUUUGCGUUCCCCUCCUUAAAAAAUGCACGCUUCAUCUCUAUACUGCGUCCGUUUUCUAAAGACCUAUUUAAUAGUUCAUAUGCUUGUUGUGUUGUUGGUUUUUACAGACCAUGUACAAUCAUUAAACUUCAGCUUCCCUAGUUUUAAUCCAAACACACCAAAUAUUACCUACAGGAAUGAUUCUACUCCAACAAAUGGAGCAAUUCAGUUAACGAUCAAUAGAGCAGUUGGUAGUCUUAGUGGAAGUGUAGGACGAGCAUCUUAUAAUCAUCCUGUGCGCCUUUGGGAUCAAAGCAGCAAUAGGACAACCAACUUUACCACCCAUUUCUCGUUCGACAUCAUACAGGUGAUACCCGAUCCUAACUACUAUGGUGAUGGGAUUGCUUUUUUUAUUGCACCAUUUGAUGAUUCAGCUAAUGCUCCAGCUGAUUCAUUUGGUGGGUGUCUUGGUUUGAUAGGCCGCGGUCAGGAUGAAUCUUGUAAUAGUACCACUGAAUAUCCGUUUGUUGCUGUUGAGUUUGAUACCUUCCACAAUGCGUGGGAUCCGGGUGAGUCUGGUGCUCCAAGUAAUGAUCAUGUGGGAAUAAAUGUCAAUUCUGUAUUUUCAAGGACGAAUUUUAGAUUGAGGGAAAGUCUAAAGAACAGGACUACAGGAAAUGCAUGGAUAACUUAUGAUUCUUCUACCAACAAUCUAAGUGUGUUUUUAAGUUAUGAUGCUAAUCCUGUAUUUAAUGGGGAAUCUAACCUUUCAUAUGUGAUUGACUUGAGUUCUAUUCUCCCAGAAAGAGUCAGAGUUGGAUUCUCUUCUUCAACAGGUGCGAAUUAUGAACUUCAUAACAUCCUUUCUUGGAACUUCAACUCAACCUUAGAAGAUAGAGAUAUUAUUUUACCAGCACCUCGGCAAAGUAACAACAAAGCAGCAUUGGUGGGUGGUAUUGUAGCUGGUGUAAGUGCCUUAUUAAUCCUAUUAGGCUUAGUAGCGUUUAUGUGGUGGCGGAGGAAAAGAAGAGAUGACAUGAAGUUUGAUGUGGAUGAUGACUUUGAUGAGGAAACAGGGCCAAGAAGGUUCACAUACAAGGAACUAAGUCAAGCUACUAACAACUUCAACGAGGAAGGGAAGUUAGGAGAAGGAGGUUUUGGAGGUGUGUAUAGAGGUUUUAUGACAGUUAUGAGCAGAGAAAUUGCAGUGAAGAAGAUAUCAAGGGGAUCAAAGCAAGGUAAAAAGGAGUACGUCUCUGAGGUGAAAGCUAUUAGUCGGUUGAGACAUAAAAAUUUAGUGCAGCUUCUUGGUUGGUGUCAUGAACAAGGACACUUGCUUCUUGUUUAUGAAUAUAUGCCUAAUGGAAGUCUUGAUUCUCAUCUUUAUACUGGAAAGAGGAAGGUUGUCUUACCCUGGGACGAGAGGUACAGAAUUGCUCAAGGGUUAGCAUCAGCUGUAUUGUACCUCCACGAAGAAUGGGAACAAUGUGUAUUGCAUAGAGACAUCAAAUCCAGCAAUGUCAUGCUUGAUUCAAAUUUCAAUGCUAAGCUUGGAGAUUUUGGUCUGGCUAGGCUUGUGGACCAUAAUCUAGGCUCACAGACAACUGUGUUGGCUGGAACUCUAGGGUACUUAGCUCCGGAGUGUGUUAUGACAGGAAAAUCAAGUAAAGAAUCUGAUGUGUAUAGUUUUGGGGUAGUGGCCCUUGAAAUUGCAUGUGGAAGGAGGCCUGUUGAAACAAAGGAAGAGGCUAGUAAGGUGAGUAUGAUAGAGUGGGUGUGGCGCCUCUAUGGAGAAGGUAAUCUUCUAGAAGCAGUUGAUAAAACAAUUCAAGGAGAAUUCGACAUUCAGCAAAUUGAGUGCUUAAUGGUUGUUGGGUUAUGGUGUUGUCAUCCAGAAUAUACUUUCCGACCUUCUAUAAGACAGGUUAUAAAUGUUCUUAACCUGGAAUCUCCUUUGCCUAACUUGCCUAUGAAGUUCCCAGUUCCUGUCUAUUGUUCACCGCCAACGAAUGUGAAAAACUUCUACAUCUCAUCCUCAUCCUCAUCCUCAUCCUCAUACUCAUACUCAUCCUCUGGGUUUACAGGAAGCAGUACUGGUACCACAAGCUCGUCAUCACAGUCAGUUGUAUCUGGCACUGCCCCUUUGUUGUCUCAGAAUCUUACAGUCUGACCUGAACGGCCUCUUUUCUGGUACUAUUAUUUGUCCCAAAACAUAUGUUUUAAUUUAGUCAUUGCAUAUUUGUAUCUCAUGUUGUUUGUCAAUUCAAUUUGUCAAUAAUUGAAUAUUUGAAGAAUCAUUGCUAUA
Molecule: messenger RNA, 2397 nt
Organism: Spinacia oleracea (spinach)
Lineage: Eukaryota; Viridiplantae; Streptophyta; Magnoliopsida; Caryophyllales; Amaranthaceae
Product: L-type lectin-domain containing receptor kinase IX.1-like
Exons: 1
Coding region: 136-2262 (708 amino acids)
Biological process (GO): protein phosphorylation
Molecular function (GO): protein kinase activity; carbohydrate binding; ATP binding
Source: RefSeq, a predicted model, not a curated record